Struthio camelus australis is the source of this 1426-nucleotide messenger RNA. It is a transcript of the gene KBTBD13, whose product is annotated as kelch repeat and BTB domain containing 13. Lineage: Eukaryota; Metazoa; Chordata; Aves; Struthioniformes; Struthionidae. Gene Ontology annotation, molecular function: protein binding. The record is from RefSeq and is a predicted model, not a curated record. Gene Ontology annotation, biological process: relaxation of skeletal muscle; regulation of the force of skeletal muscle contraction.
AUGACUCCGGAUGAGAGCGCCCGGCCGAUGCCCCCAGACAGGGUGCGUAUCCGAGUAGAGGAGCAGCUCUUCUCGGUGGACAAGUCCCUGCUGGUGGAAAGCAGUGAGUAUUUCCGCGCCCUCUUCCGGUCUGGCAUGAAGGAGAGCACGCAAGACGAGCUGCAGCUCCACGACCUGAGCGCGGUGGGCUUCCUCGUCAUGCUGCGCGUGCUGGCCGGCGAGAGGCCUGUGCUCAGCAGCGAGGAGAACUUCAAGGCUGUCGAAUGUGCCGCCUUCCUGCAGGUGAAGCCCUUAGCCAGGUACCUGCUCCAUUCCAUCAACUCCGACAACUGCAUCCUGCUGUACCAAGCUGCGGCCAUAUUUGGCCUGCUAGACCUUUUCCACAGCGCCGCCCUGUACAUCAGGGACAGCUACGCCGAGUUAGAGGAGUACCUGGAUUGCCUCUCUGCCGAGCUGCUGGACUACGUGGAGUCCCUGCUGCCCAGCACCUUCAUCGCCGUGGGAGCCCACACUCCCACUUUCGAGUUCCUCGAGGACCUCUCCAGAACCAUCUGCUACCUGGAUGAGGACAACAACACGUGGAGGACCUUGUCUUGCCUACCGCUGACGGCCAGCACGUUCCUAGCCGGCAUGGCGACAAUGAAUAAUAAGAUCUACAUCGUGGGUGGCGUCUACGGUGCCAGCAAGCAGGUGGUGGAGAGCAGCUUCUGCUAUGAUGCAGACACGAACACUUGGAGUGAGUUCCCCAGCCCUCACCAGCUCCGCUACGAUGUCACGCUGGUGGGCCACGAGGGUUAUCUUUAUGCCAUAGGGGGAGAGUACGAGAAGAUCUCGCUGAAGUCUGUGGAGAGGUACGACCUGUCCUCCAACACCUGGACGUUCAUCUCCGACCUGCCGCAGCCCAGCGCGGCUACCCCUUGCGCCCAAGCCUUGGGGCAGAUCUUCGUCUGCCUGUGGAAGCCACUGGACACGACCGUCAUCUACGAGUAUGAGACCCAGAGAGACGAGUGGCUUCCCGUCACAGAGCUCAAGAGGCCCCAGAGCUAUGGGCACUGCAUGGUGGCCCACCGCAACAACCUCUACAUCAUGCGGAACGGGCCCUUGGACGAUUUCCUGCGGUGCGUCAUAGACUGCUUCAACCUGACCUCCCACCAGUGGACCGCCCUGCCCGGGCAGUUCAUGAACAGCAAAGGAGCCCUCUUCACCGCUGUGAUCAAGGGCGACACGGUCUACACCGUCAAUAGGAUGCUCACCCUCCUCUACUCUGUGGAGGAGGACACGUGGAGGUCCAAGAAGGAGAAGGCUGGUUUCCCCAGGAGCGGCUCCCUUCAGACCUUCCUCCUGCGGCUGCCCCGGCGCGACCACGACAUCGCGACGUAAGCUGCCCCCGCCUCCGCAGGGAUGUCCCGGCGUGCCGGAGCCGGGG